AUGGGCGACGACGCACACGCAGAGCAACUCAAAGAGCAGGGGAAUGUUGCGUUUAAAGGCGGUGACUAUGAUCAGGCUGUGUCACUGUACACCACCGCCAUCCAAGCAAACCCAUCCAACAAAGCCUUCCUUACAAACAGAGCUGCUGCUCUAAUGGCUCAGAAGAAGUUCAGAUCGGCUAUCAAUGACAUUGAGGAGGCUACGUCAACCACCCCUUCUUCCUUGAAAAUCCAGCUCAGACUUGCACGCUGUUACCUCAGCUUGGGCCAGCCAGCAAAGGCAUUAGCCAUUCUCACCGACUACAAAUCCUCGAGUGACCCCUCCCUUGUAUCCUUCACCCAACAAUGCCAACGCACGCUCAACGCCAUCCACAAUUACGACAAAGAACGCGCUAACAACAACUGGUCUAUGGCUUCUAUGUCCCUGCGCCAGGCUGAGCGUGAGUCUGGCUGCAACGUCCUCGAUUCCCCUCUCGAAUGGAAGGCCGGUAAAGUUGAAUGUCUCAUCGGCAAAGGUGACCUCCUCGAAGCUGGUAGAAUUGCGUCCGACCUUCUCUCCAUGUCCCCCGCCUCCCCUGACCUCCUUUACCUCCGAGCACGCGUUCUCUUCCUCGACUCCAACUUUUCUAAAGCCAUCGCUCACUUGCAAGCUGCAAUGAGAUCUGAUCCUGACUUUUCUCCCGCUAAAUCACUCCUUAAACGUACACGCGUUGUUGAAAGGGGUAAGGAGAGUGGUAAUGAGGCUUUCAAACACGCACGUUAUACUGAAGCUAUACAACAAUACUCCACCGCCCUUGACGCCCUCAGCAGCGAUCAAGGCGAAAUCGGUGAAGGUAAAGUGAAGGCUGUUUUGUUAUCCAACCGCGCCACUGCUUACAGCAAAUUAUCCGAUAAAUCUGAUGAAGCGUUUACUGACGUCGAUCACGCUCUCAAACUACACCCAAACUACACUAAAGCUCUCAGAACACGCGCUCGUAUAAACCUCUCUCAAGAAAAGUUUGAAGAGUGCGUCUCCGACUUUAAAGCUGCUCUCGAUACCUGCACCAUGGAAGAAAAGCAGGGCUUGGAGAAGGAAGUCCGUAACGCUGAAAAGGAACUCAAAAAAUCUAAACGCGUCGAUCACUACAAAAUACUUCAAGUACAAAAGACUGCAACUGAUCCUGAAUUGAAAAAGGCAUUUAGAAAACAAUCCCUCAUUCACCAUCCAGAUAAAGGUGGUGACGAGGAAUAUUUCAAACAGAUCAACGAAUCUUACAGCGUACUCACAGAUUCACAACAAAGACACAUAUAUGACAAUGGUCUUGAUCUUGAUGAAGGCGUUGGUGGCAUGGGUGGUGGAUUUAGCAGUGGUGGAAUGGGUGCAGAUAUAAACUUGGCUGAUUUAUUCGCAUCUGGUGCGUUUGGUGGUGGAAUGGGUGGUGGUGGAAUGGGUGGCGGUUAUAGCUCUUUCGGUGGUGGUGGAACCAGAUUCACUUCUGCCGGUGGAUUCCCAUUCUAG
Messenger RNA from Wallemia ichthyophaga EXF-994, 1497 nucleotides. RefSeq names its product DnaJ-like protein subfamily C member 7. The record is from RefSeq and is a predicted model, not a curated record. The transcript has a single exon. NCBI's taxonomy places the organism in Eukaryota, Fungi, Basidiomycota, Wallemiomycetes, Wallemiales, Wallemiaceae. Gene Ontology annotation, molecular function: protein binding. The coding region runs from base 1 to 1497 and encodes 498 amino acids.